AGCCAUUUUGGAUCAGGGCAUUCUGCUUUGAGUCACUUGCCCAGGUUGUGACACCCAGACCUCCCAGAAGGCUAGCAUCAUGAUGGCUUUCAGGGCUGCCGCGUACAGGGGCGGUGCGGUUGGUGCCAGGCGAGUUGGAACGGCGGGGCGACCUGGCGUCGGGCUCGUCGUCCCGUCUGCCCGGGCGGAUGGGGGUGCGCAGAAAAAUUGGCAAUUGGCAUGCAGGGCUGCGGCCGCGGCAGGUGCUGCUGGGGUGCUCCUGUCCCAUCCCGGCAGGGACACGGUGCUGGCUGAGAGCGCGUCCGGGGGCGUGCCGCCGUUCACGAUGAGCCAGCCGAAGUUUGACCAGUCGACGUUCUACGGCCGCCUCAUGGCCAUGCUCGACGUCAUCGACCCGAAGCCGCUCUUCCUGUCAAGAGCGGACCUCCAGAAGUCUCAAGACAUCAUUGAGGCGUUCAAGAAGGAUCUCACGAAGCCCGCCGGUCUCUCGGAUGCUGAUAUGUGGGCUCACCGGAAGAAUGUCGAGGUGAGCAUCCAUCCCGUCACUGGGGAGGUCCUCUUCCCGUUGGGGCGGAUGUCGGCGUUCAUUCCCAUGAACGUGCCAUUGUGCGCCCUCAUGUUGAUGGCCUCAACGCCCAGCCAGGUCGUCUUCACACAGUGGCUCAACCAGACGUACAACGUGAUGAACAAUUAUGUCAACCGGUCUGGUGCUACUGUCGACUGGAGCGCGUUGCUUGGUUCGUAUGCGUUAGCAGUUACAGCGUCGUGCUCCAUUGCCAUGGGUGCCAAAAAAUUGAUCGCAGCCGUGCCUGCCCUUGAGGCGGCGGGCCCAUUUGUGCCCUACUUGGCAGUGAUCUCAGCGGGCAGCGCGAACGUGUCCUUUACCCGCUUCGAGGAGUGGAACGGUAAAGGCGUCUCGGUUGUCGACACAGAGGGCAAGGACCUGGGAUUGUCGAAAAAGGCUGGGCAGCAAAGCGUGCUUCAGACGGUCGUGUCGCGCUCCUGUUUCUUGCCGAUCGCACCCAUGGUGCUGCCAGUACUGGCCAUGAAGGCCUUGCCUGCUGCUCUGAAGGUGGGCGUCCUCGGGGCCGCAUCCGAGCUCGUGCUGAUCACGGCCUGCCUCGGCGGCAUGCUCCCGAUUGCUUUGGCCCUGCUGCCUCAGACUAUGGAGAUCGAUCCGAAGAGCUUGGAGCCAGAGUUCCACAACCUGAAGGACUCAAAGGGUCAGCCAGUGACAAAAGUGUUCGCCAACAAAGGCCUGUGAGGUGGCGCGUGCAGGAGCAGCCACAUGCGAGCUCAUCCUCAUCCCCAUCCUCCUUGCUUCGUUCCCCUUCGUCUCGGGAAGUGGCGAAUCAACCCUGCGCGCCACCGUGCGCGCACGAUUCCGGAUGCCUGCGGCGGCGCACGCGCCCUAGCGGUUCCAGAAUCGAGGCGCCGAUCCAUUUUUCGCACCGCAUGCCGCCUUAGAGAACCUCAACCUUCUCGUUCGUGGGGGCUCCCCUUCCUCGCCCUGCCUCCCUCGCUUCCUUCUGCGCACGCGUGCUGCCUGACAAGCGGCCUGCGCGCGGACGGACUCCUGGCGACCACGUCGGGUGUGGCCUCUUUGGGGAGGGCCUCGACGUGGAGCGGUGAGGAGGCGGGGAGUGGGAAGGUCGGCGGAGGGAGGCGUCCACGCCAGUCGUUUACCCAACAUCUUUCUCUCUCCGUUCCUCUUCCCCUUCCCUCGCAGGCCUCUUCCUUUGAUCGGUGCACUAAUGCUAGCGCGUGCUCCGUCAUGUCUCUGCGCUGGUUAUUCUGCCAAGUGUCUCAGGACUUGCUGCAGAUUUUGACCCCUUCACGCUGGUAACGAGCUCAUGCCUCGUAGUGCACUCGGAAUGCGCAAGCGUCGUUGGGUAGGUUCUGACGCCUCGUCUGGAAAGAUGGGAAAAUGGGCGGCAUGAUUGUUGAUGGAGCGCAGGGUUCCGACGCCAGUGGCGGCGAGUCGGGGCACCGCAGUCAAGUUUGUUGUGUUGCAUCGCAGUUCAUGUGAGGCUCUUCCAGCGCCGCCGAUUGUUGUACCUGCUACGUCGAGCGGUUAUGAUAUUCGUUCGCC
Messenger RNA from Prorocentrum cordatum, 2092 nucleotides. The record is from the annotation of a GenBank genome assembly. Lineage: Eukaryota; Dinophyceae; Prorocentrales; Prorocentraceae.